Oryzias latipes (Japanese medaka) is the source of this 2638-nucleotide messenger RNA. RefSeq names its product synapse differentiation inducing 1 (gene syndig1). The record is from RefSeq and is a predicted model, not a curated record. NCBI's taxonomy places the organism in Eukaryota, Metazoa, Chordata, Actinopteri, Beloniformes, Adrianichthyidae. Gene Ontology annotation, cellular component: synaptic vesicle membrane; postsynaptic density membrane; excitatory synapse. Gene Ontology annotation, biological process: synaptic vesicle clustering; positive regulation of synapse assembly.
CCACGAGAAGGGGCUUUGGUCUCCAGUUCUAGUCUUUUUUGUAAAUAUGUUUUCCAGUUUGCAGUGGUGUUGUCUUUGUAAAGAUGUUAUCCAGAUGCAGGUGUGUCUUCUUCGUAAAGUUGUUCUCUGGAUGUCUUCUUUGAAAAUAUGUUCUCCAGAUGCUGGUGAGUCUUCUUGGUAAAGCUUUUCUCCGGAUAUCUUCUUCAUAAAGAUGUUUUCUGGAUGUCUCCUUUGUAAAGAUGUUCUCCAGAUGCAGGUGUGUCUUCUUCGUAAAGUUGUUCUCUGGAUGUCUUCUUUGAAAAUGUGUUCUCCAGAUGCUGGUGAGUCUUCUUGGUAAAGAUGUUCUCCAGAUGCAGGUGUGUCUUCUUUGUAAAGAUGUUCUCCAGCUGAAGGUCCGUCUAUUAUGUAAAGAUGUUCUCCAGAUGCAGGUGCAUCUUCUUUGUGAAGAAUUCGUCUCCAGUUCUUGGAGGUUUCUGCAGAUCUCUGAAGAUCCUCAUCAGAAGAAGCAUUUCAGGGCUUUAGGACCAUGGGGAAGGCAUCCACUAUAUUUACAACAUGCACACGCACGUGCGCACGCACGCCUACAGCCUCGGAGUGUAAACUUGCAGUAGCUGAUGCUCUUCCACAGUCAGACGGACACCUGCUUUCUCUGGUCCAUCUCAUGCGUCUCACUUUCACAACAGCGGCAGCUUUGUGCGCGGUAACGCGCGCGCGGGACAGAGACGCACGGAUAGAUGGAUAGAUGGAUGGAUGGAUGGAUGGAUGGAUGCACUGAUGCAGGAUCACGUGUCUCACCUUGGAGGAGGACUCACAGCAUGAUGUCUGACCCCUGACCUGUCUGAGAACUUGGGAGGAACACAAGGAAAUCUAAAGACAGGAAUCUGUAAAACUCUGAGGAAGUAUGGAAGGAGAUAGAGAAGAUAGGAAAUGGACAGAGGAGCUUGAAGUCUCCUAUAAACAUUGGAGGACCUCACCCCGGGGAGGUCCAGGAGAAAGAGUUUUCUGCAAACAAAAUGGCCUGAUUGACACACAUAGAGUGGGGGCGGAGCCUACGGAGGCGCUAGUGUCAGCAUAUACUAUUCCUUACUGCCAGGGUCACGAAGGGCUAAAAGAGCACAGUGGGCCUCCUCAGCUUCUCAACCCUGGGGCUCUCCUUCCCCACCAAGCUGCAUCAGACCCCAGCUUCAGGCCAGCCUCUGGCCUCUUGCUGUGCAGAGAGGGCCUCCUUCAGAUGUGGGGGGAGGCUGGGGGAGGUGACUGCUGCGAAACCACCUUCAUUGAGGGGCAUGGGCACGACACAACUAACUCUGCCACCUGCUCUCCGAAGGAGGUGCUGCUUUAUGCUGAUGCAAAGUUUCUAGAGUUUUCUGGGGAAGGCGCAAUAAUUCCCUCACUGUCAUACGACAUUGAUGACGAUGACGACUUCCAAGAGCUGGAGAGUGACUACUCCAGCGAAUCAGAGAGCGAAGACGCCUUCCUGCUGCUGCCUCCCAGAGAUCACUUGGGCCUCAGCGUCUUCUCUAUGCUCUGCUGUUUCUGGCCACUUGGCAUUGCCGCCUUCUACCUGUCACAUGAGACAAACAAGGCAGUAUCCAAAGGAGACUUCCAUCUGGCCAGCUCCAGCUCAAGGCGGGCCCUGUUCCUGGCUGUGCUGUCAAUCACCAUUGGCACAGGUAUCUACGUUGGCGUCGCUGUGGCACUAAUUGCCUACUUCUCCAAGAACCAUCAGUGGUAGCAGGACAUUGAAGGGGUGUUUCCACAACAUCCUCACCUUCUUCUGCUUCAGGCGGUGUUGGGUCACCGCGGACAGGUUUGUAAUGUAACACACACCUUUGGACCAACUGGCUCGGAGCGGAGAAGUGUGGCUGGAGGCUGUUCUUCAGCUGCCCCCCAGACACAGCAACUCCCCAAUGAACUUCCUUAAAGAAGCGAGUUCAAACCCAUAAACAUUGUCGGUUGUCUGAGCAGGAAAGAAGUCUGACUCUUACAGGAAGUUCCAAGUCCGCGGGCAAAACUUCACUUCCAUCAAACUUUAAAAACAUGCGUGAUAUUUAUUUCACUGCAGAGCUGAAGGUGCCAUGGACUAGAAUUUCUGUUGUAAAGUAAAAUAUUUCCAUUUAAAUGUUUUUUUUUAUGAAUAUUUCUUAAUAAUAAGUCACUAGACUUAAAGAUGACAUCACUCUUCAGACAUUAGCCUCACAUUUUCUACAGCCCUCUGACGAUCUUUUAUUUUUAAAUACAGGAAGUCCAGACUGUAUGCCAUCUUUUGUUGUAAAAAAAUGAAAUCAGAAUUUUCUUCCCAUCUCUUCAAUUUUCAGAGGAAGAAAAGUAACAAAUUCUGCAAGAUUUUCUUCUCUUUUUCACAAACUAACAGGAAACUUUAGAAACAUUAAAUCUAUUUUUUUUUAUUAAUGAAAGACCAAAAUUAAAGUUGACCUUUAUGAGUUCAAAUUUUUUUUAAACUGUCUGACCUAUCAUUUAAAAUUCAAUCUAAAUGUUAAACUAAGAUUUUUUUCCUUUGUCCCAGAAAUGUAGAUUCCGUCUGUUUUCUUUCUCCACUGUCUGUACAGAAGGAAUUUUGCUGAUGGACCACUCUGUUUAAAUAAAGCUUCAAUAAAGAAAAAAAUUUAAAUUGGCA